Messenger RNA from Bufo gargarizans (Asiatic toad), 12841 nucleotides. It is a transcript of the gene TENT4B, whose product is annotated as terminal nucleotidyltransferase 4B. The coding region runs from base 346 to 2358 and encodes 670 amino acids. Gene Ontology annotation, molecular function: poly(A) RNA polymerase activity; mRNA binding. Gene Ontology annotation, biological process: RNA 3'-end processing. Gene Ontology annotation, cellular component: TRAMP complex; nucleolus. The transcript is spliced from 12 exons. The record is from RefSeq and is a predicted model, not a curated record. NCBI's taxonomy places the organism in Eukaryota, Metazoa, Chordata, Amphibia, Anura, Bufonidae.
CCGCCAUUGCUGUGGCCGGUGUGACAGGAACCGAGAACUGAACUAGAGCGCAUGGAAUCCCCAUACGUUAACGGGCCUUAGCUCCCGGGGGCGCCGUCAGUUACCGCGCAGCUUCUCGGCUCUUUGCGUUUUGUUUUUACUGAAGUGUUAGUUGGAAGCGGCUGUCGGGGAGUGAGAGCGGCCGGGAAAGCGAGAAAGGGGUGUGGGAGGGGAGCAGGAAUUGGGGGAGCUCUUCCUGCGGGAGGGAGGCGCACAGCGGGCUAGCCAAGGCCGUUACUGCUCCGCGGACCGUUAGGUGAGGGCAGCCCCGGGGGAGGGAGGACGGGGAGCCCCAGGCUCCGUUUGAUGGAUCCUCGGAUCGCCUGGUUCCAGCCAGAACAGCUCGGCCCCUCCAACAGCCUGUGGAUGCAGAUCUGGGAGACGACGCAAGGCCUGAGGAACCUGUACUUCAGCCACAGCAGCCCGGCCUCGUCCCCCGCGCACAGCGGAUCCUCCACCACCAGCUCCUCCGGCUGUGAGGCCAGCAUGUACCGGGACAGCGGGCCGCCGGCCUCCUCUCCGGCCGCCCCUCCACUGGCGGAGCAGGGCGACUUCUUACCGCUGGAGACUCCCAGCAACAACAACCAGCAGCAGCCGGUGAGCCCCGGGUCCUGGAGGAAGGGGCCCGACCCCGGCAACAGGAACAAGAGGAAGCGCGACAACAAGGCCAGCACCUUCGGCCUGAACUACAGCCUGCUGCAGGCCGCCUGCCCGGGGAGCCACGGGCCCGGGGGCCCCUUCAGCGGGACCCCCUGGAAGAGCCGGAACUACAGCGACGAGGUGAUAGGACUUCACGAAGAGAUUCUCGACUUCUACAAAUAUAUGUCGCCACGUCCGGAAGAGGAGAAAAUGAGAAUGGAGGUUGUCAAUCGAAUAGAAAAUGUGAUUAAAGAGCUGUGGCCAAGCGCAGAUGUUCAGAUAUUUGGGAGUUUCAAAACGGGACUUUACUUGCCUACCAGCGACAUUGAUCUUGUGGUUUUUGGGAAAUGGGAGAAUUUACCACUUUGGACUCUUGAGGAGGCAUUGCGAAAACACAAGGUGGCCGAUGAAAACUCUGUCAAAGUACUGGACAAAGCCACAGUACCUAUCAUUAAACUAACAGAUUCAUAUACUGAAGUCAAAGUCGAUAUAAGUUUUAAUGUUCAGAAUGGGGUGAAAGCAGCUCAGCUCAUCAGGGAUUUUAUCAAGAAAUACCCAGUUCUUCCAUAUCUAGUGCUGGUUUUAAAGCAGUUCCUAUUACAGAGAGACCUUAAUGAAGUUUUUACUGGCGGCAUAGGGUCCUACAGUCUCUUUUUAAUGGCCGUCAGUUUUCUGCAGUUGCACCCACGAGAAGACGCCUGCAGUCCAGAUGCCAACUAUGGGGUUUUGCUGAUAGAGUUUUUUGAACUUUAUGGAAGGCAUUUUAACUAUUUAAAAACUGGAAUCAGAAUAAAAGAUGGUGGCUCAUAUGUUGCCAAGGAUGAGGUACAAAAAAGCAUGUUGGAUGGGUACAGACCGUCUAUGCUGUAUAUUGAAGAUCCGUUGCAGCCUGGCAAUGAUGUGGGGAGGAGUUCAUAUGGAGCCAUGCAGGUGAAACAAGCCUUUGAUUAUGCAUUUGUUGUCUUAAGCCAUGCAGUAUCGCCCAUAGCCAAGUUCUAUCCCAAUAAUGAAAGUGAAAGCAUUUUGGGACGUAUUAUUCGAGUGACAGAAGAAGUAGUUGCUUACAGAGAGUGGAUAUCCACAAAAUGGGGGAAGCAGAACAGGCCUGAACCACUUUACAAUGGGAAUGAUGUGACCUUAAUAGUGGACGUUCACCAUUUGGAUCAGCGUAAUAAUAAUGUGUCUGGACAAAAUGCUGCCUUGGGUCAAGCAAAGAAUAAGACCUCUGAAACCCUUGGCAAACACUCAUCUAAUUCAUCUGGUCCACUGUCUUCCUCCUCCUCCACCCUCUCCAGUUCCAGCGAUGUGAAGAAAGUCAUUAAACGUCUGUGCAUUCAGGACUCAGACGGAACUCCAUUCAAGACGUCAAAGCAGCCAAGUUGUCGGCAGGCAAGUGAAAAUCGAAUGGGUCCUCAGGAAUCCUGCACCAGCUCAUCGCAACCCAUCAGCAAGCCGCAAGCUAGCCAGAGUGUCAUCUCCUCAAACAGCAACAACAGGGCCCAGCAUGGCACAGCCAGACUUUUCCGUUCAGUGUCCUCCAGCAAAGGCUUCCAGACCCAACCCAAUAUAAGCCAAGGCACAUCCGUGCCAAGCCGGCACCUACAGGGCGGCAAAGCACAGCACCAGCACUACACUAGCAAGAAACGCAAGCACAAGCGGGAAACGGACCUGUGUAGAUAGCUUUUAGAGAUGGACUCCUGUGACCUUCCUCAUUGUGCCGCCACUUGGUUCAGCUCUACCACACGGCUUCAUGACUGUACUGGAAGCUUACAGACUCUUGAGUCUGUUUCUUUUUACUUUUUUUUUUUUUUUUCUCACAGCUGACCAUGGAAACGGAUCAUGAACAUUUAAAACAAAAAAGAAAAAAAAAAUCAAAAAAGAAAAAAUCUAUAUAUAAAAUGGCUGCUCAUUUGAUAAAACAUAGGGAGCUAAAACAAGUAUUUGCACUUCUUUAUCAGCACCACCGUGCUGGUUUAUCGGACUUGGAAAGAAAUAAAAGAACAGUGGAAACGUUAAUUUCAGAAAGGGGUGCAAUUUGCAGAAACCCCAUUGUUAUUUGGGAACUUAAUUUCUGCAUGACGUGUUUUUUUUUUUGUUUUUUUUUUUAUUGUUUUGAAUAUUCUACCAUUUUAUUGUGCAUACCACAGUAUAUUAAAUUGCACUUUUGUAAUGGUGCAGAUGCUUUUUACAUAAGUCUUUAAAAAAAAAAAAAUAUGGACUAGUUUAGGGGAAAAAUGUACAUCUGCGUUGAGAUUAAUUUGAUUUUGCUCGCCCGACAGAAUUGUUUCUACCCACUGUUGCCCAUUAAUUUAUUUAUUUUUAUAUGACAUAUUUAAAUAAUGGCAAUUUAUUAGAAGGCGGAUGGCCUGACCGUGGAAAGAAUGUAGCACAUAUUUUUUUUUAUUUUUAAAUAAUGUCAUUUUGACAGUCCUACGUGCUCUUCUGUCAUUCAUGUUAUUUCUUUUCUCCGUCGCACGCAUCAGACUUUGUGUUGGUGUUGAGUGAAUGAGGGACGCCAUGUAAAGUAUAUCACCAUGUCGUGUAUGGAGAAGCGAGGCGUUUUCAGAUGGCAAGUCGAGGGUAUGUUCACACAGACUGACCUGCGGAUUUUGUUCCGCCUACAGAUAUCAGCCCAUUCAGAAUGAGCAUAGCCAUUAUCUUUUAUUUAAUUUUUUUCCGCGUUGAGGAUUUGAAAUCUGUGCACGGACAAAUCCACGCCAUAAAAUCUAUGGAGUGGUUUUCCUGGUAAAGUAAUUAAAAGGCGGGUUUUAAUUAAAAAAAAUUUUGCAGCAGCUUUUGUAUAUCAUUGGGCGCCUUCACACAUUGCGAAUUUUGUUUCAGAAAUUUCCGCAACUGAAAACCAGUUCUAUUCAGAAAUCCCACGUGCUUGUAUCUCCAUUCAAAUGAAUGGAACCCACCUCCAGCCAUAGAACUUUCUGCAACAAAAUCCGCAGCGUGUCAAGGUUACCUUAGGCUACCUGCGCACGUUGCGAAUUAAAGGCAGCGUCGUACGGUACCAGUAAAGUGCAGAUUGGAUAGAUCUCGUGUACACUUUGCAUGCGUAAAUUGACCUGCUGUGCGGAUUUUGAAGUCUGCAGCAUGCCAAUGUUAUGUGCCAAUUUCACCCUUUUUUCGAUGUAAGGCAUUAAAAACUCCAAGUAACACAUGCGGUUUUUGGUGCUGAUCUGGAAACGUGCAUAGAAAACUGCACAGAUUUUCUGUUUUGAAACUGGCACCCCUGUGCAGGUAGCCUUACAGUUCUGAUCCCCUCACAGCGAAUCUGACCCAUCCGACCAACCCCCCACCCGAAACUGCAGUGAAAGUUCUGAUUGCACCAUGGUUUCCAUAAAGUGAAAACCUUGGCACUAGUGCAGUGGUCAGCAACCUUCGGCACUCCAGCUGCUGUGAAACUACGAUGAUCCCCAGUCAACUCUGAUAUCGGCACAUCUGCUGACUGUUAGGCUCCGCCAGCUUUGUUUCAGGUAGUAAAAUAUCUGGAGCAACGGACUAGAAGGAAGAUCCUCUGUAUGCAAAUAGAAAAGACUAGAAAUGUUAGGUAGCCAGUCAUUGAAGAACAUGCAAUUGUAGCCUCGCUUUUGUAUCCAGAAAACACCUGAGUAAGGGAAGGUUAUCAUUUUUAGUUUGGUUUUUAUAAAGGAUGUACACAAUCUAGUCCAAAGGGGGUGGCAGGUACCGUUCAACACUAAUCGCAAACUGUCCAUAAAGUACGGCUCCAAGUAUGGAGGAAUGGGGGUUAUCUGAUCCCUCCCAAUCCUCAGAUGUUUUUUGGUAAUAUACCUUUUGAUAUGCGGAGCUUUAUUUUAAAGCCGUCGACCCUCCUUUAUCCAUCACCUUUCUAGUAUUGAUAUUUUUUAUUUUUUUGGGGGGGGGGGGCUGUUUUAUAGCUAUUAAAAAUGUCAACUAAACUUUGCGAAUAAGACAGGCAUGUUAUGUGGUUGUCGCUCUUGUGUAUGGAUGGAUACCUGUACCUUGGGUAAGUGUAAGAUAUGUACUUGUGGUUUUGCAUUGUAUACAAGUGGUAGUGUAUAUGGUAGAACAAUGUUCGGUGUAGCCAUAUGCAGAUACAGAAGGCCAGAAUGGUAUCGGUGUGUCUGUAUGUAUGUGCGAAUAUAUAUGUGUAAAAACUUUUAUGUCUUUUUUUAAUAGGUUUUUUAAACAGUCUACAGAUAAAAAAAAAACAACAAAAAAACAAACCUUAAAGCGAUUGUCACAUCAUGACACCCCCCUCCUGAAAAGCAAGCCGUUUUUGGGUAAAGCUGCAGACUCUGCCAGUGAAAUGAUCUGCAGACUGGCUAGUGGGCACAACCUCUAUGGCAUCCUUAAAACCAUAAUGGUUUAGUUUUGAUUAAAGUGGUAUUUUAUUAAGUUACAAAAAUAGUUUUAUUUUUUUAUAUCCCAGGGCUCCACUAGAUCUCCUACUUCCACCAAGACAUAAGUUACAGUAUGCGGUGUGUGAUUGCUCCAGUAUGUGAGGGUAUCUGGUUACUUACAGGAGAAACACAAUGAACCCAUGGCUGGUCACGGCCACACAAGGACUUGUUGGGUUUUUAGAUUUCUUUUGACUAAAGAGUAUCAAAUGAGUUUGAAGUAAUUUCAUGUGUUGCCUUGUUUCCUUAGUAAGGCCUGCUGCAGUGAACAUGCCGUCUGCGCUGCCUCCACCGUGGUAUAGAGCAGGAGGAGCUGAGCAGAUUUAUGGGAAAAAGAUUCCGUACGACUUAUAAUUCAUUAAUUUACAGAGCAUCUGUCAGAUUUGUGGUGCUGGGCUCCUGAAACCUUGGUAACAGCCCCUUGGGCUCCUUACUUGCCACUUUUACAUAUAUAUAUCUUUUUUUUUAUUAUUGAAUUAAAGCAAUCCAAGGUAUUUUCCAUAUUCUCUUACCAUGUUCUUUUCUAUAUUGAAUUAGUGUCUGUCUGUUUUUUGCAUGCAACUUUUUUUUUAAUGAAACUAGCUGCUCUGUUGACGAGGCCCAGUCCUGCCCUGUCUAUUGGGGUGAGGAAUUGUAAGAAGUCAAUCAUAAAUGAUCCGUUAGCAAAGCAUACCAAGCACCUACCGCCGAGUGAGCUGCAAAAAGACAGUAGGCAUGGUCAUCCUUUCUGAUGUCACCCACCUCCUCCAUGUAAACACUACGUUGGCUUUUAUAGUAACUUUUUUUCUUUUCAUUUUAUCUUAUGGAAGUCAGUGGUGUAAAACGCUGCUAGGAUAUGCUGCUGUUUAAAGAAAAUAAUCCUGCAGCUUGCCCAAAAAAAACUUUUCUAAGGUCCUAGUCAUCUAUAGAUAAUAUCUGGAUAGUGUGUUUUUUUUUUUUUAAAUUUUUAAUUUUAUAUAUUUUUUCCCAUUGCAUCAAACGCAGCAAAGAAAGAAAAGACCUAUUAAGCUUUUGUUUAUUUUAUGUACAAGUACCCUUUGAUCCCUGAAUAAUUCCUAUGGAGUGUGACGGUGUACUUUUAUUUUAAUUUCUUAAUAUUUUCAAGCUCUCCGCUAGUUUUCAGUGAAUGGAAGUUCUGAGUUCUUUAUGUUCUGAUGGUGCAUUUUGCAGGAAUUGAAGCAAAAAUGGACAGAAUGACCGCAAGGUAGGUCUUAGGCAACCUCUGGUGCUCCAGCUGUUGUGAAACUACAACUCCCAGCAUGCCCUUUUGCGCUGCUCUUAGAGCUCCCACAGAAGUGAAUGAAGCCUGCUAGGAAUUGUGCUGAAGGUUGCUGGCCCCUGCCUUAGACUCUGUCAGGACCAGUUGCCAUUCGCUGACAACAAGCAGAGGUUUUUAAAGUGGUGCAAAAUUAAAGUAUGGAACACUGAAUAACAUUUCAUUAUGCACUGAAUACUCAUUAACUAUCAUCACUGUUGUUCUAAUUUGGGCUGGGGGGCAGUUUAGAAGUAUUUGGUUGGAUUUUUUUCUAUAGCGACAAUCAUGGUGCAUCAAUAGGGAGAGGAGGUGGUGGCAGCUUCCACUACCUGCGGCACCAAGGGAAGGCAAUGGAUUCUACGUGCUAAAAUCGAAUAUGCCCAUUCCUUGUCUCAUCCAGCAACAAAGGUUUGAGACAGUUGGGUGGUCAUUUGCAUAUGAGGAUUUAAAGGGGUUUCUCCAGGAGUUCAAUAUUGAUAGUAGGCCAUCCCUAUGUGAUCGAUGGGUUCCAACUCGCGACACUCCUGCUGAUCAGCUGUUUAAAAAUACUAUGUUGCUCCAGCCCCUUCCUAGGCGGGGACAUCACAUUUAUUUGUCACAUGGCCUAUUUGCACCUCAGUCCCAUUUAAGUUGGGUCUGAGCUGCAGUACCCAUCUCAGCCACUAUACGAUAUAUGGUGCUGUGCUUUAAACGGCUGUUUGCCGGUAGUGGUGAGUUCGGGCAUCCACCGAUCUGAUAUUGAUGAUCUAUCCUGAGGAUAGACCAUCGGUAUCAAACUCCUGGAAAACCUGUUUAAAAGGUGAUCAGUUUGUCGGUUGCACGAGUGGCACACUCCAUGUCGUACUUUGAUUUCGGCCGCCUCUCGGCAUGUUUGCUGUGCUGCUGCCCCAACUCCGGCCUGCCCCUAUUAAAGACAAUGGAGCCUGAGCGGUAGUCUGGGGGCUCCUUGCCGCUAGUGUGAAACUAGACUAAAGCACUCCCAUGAACUGACUGUUAAUAGCUUAUAAAUCUAUCUCCAGGCACGGUACAGAGCCGGCAGUUGUGUUUCUUUUUGUGAACAUGAGGCAUUACAAUUACGGAAGUAGUUGCUUUGGCACACUCCAUGUGGACAGAUGAGUCCAGCAGACUUGCCAUUGGCUAGGAAUGGACCAUAUCCUUCCCUGAAGAAGUCUUCCCAGAGUGUACAACUGUUUUGAGAACAUGGCUAUUCUAUCUUCUAUAACUGAAUCCAAUAUGGAUGGGUAAUAAUAGAGGAAAUGCCAAGUUUUAUUGCAUUUUUGGUUCGUAUGCAGAUGUCUUUCCUUACCUUUUGCUCUUGGCACUGUAUAUCUCAAGAUGUGUAGCACCGGCUUUCGAAAAAACAAACUUGAUUUUGUGAUUCUCUGUCACAAGAUGUCUAUUCCAUGUGACCACCUAGUGGUAGUGAUGUGAGUUGCAGCUUUUGAAGGUUUUUAAUUGAAUGAUGUUGUAUUGAGUGUGUUUCGUGAUAAAUUGGAGUGUCUUUAACCAAAGUCAAGCAAAAAUUAGGGUGGACUCAUCUGUAUGUCAUAUGUAUGCCCAUUGUUGUCUCCUUUUGAAGGUAUUAAUACCAUCUUCCUAAACUAUCAUUAACAGCAGUGCCUAGUGACUGUGUCCUACAGUGGUGUGCUGGGAGGCCUUGUAAACCGUGUAGGGAGGGGAGAUAGUUGAGAUCAUCCAUGCCCUGCUAUUGUACUGGGCUUAUAUCUUUAGCCAGAACCUCCUAGGAAUGCCAAUUUUAUAUCAUGAAAUUAAAUAUGCAAGUUUUGUUUAUGAAAGGUUGAGACUUUAUAGUGGAACCUAAAAUGCAAAAUUAAACUUUGUAGUAUAAUUAACCUUACUGAUUUUAUUUUUAUUAUUUUUUCCUUCCUGCUCCUGUGCCUAUUCUCCUUUGUCCCCUGCUCAUUGACAAUCCAAUAUUUAGACUUUGUGGCCAUGUCAGCUACUCGCCAUAGCAGAUUAGCUGCCGCACUGGACCGAGUGAGGAGUAGUUAAAAGCGUUCUUCGGAAGACAGAUAUCGAUGACCUAUACUCAGGAUCGUCGGGGGCCACCCAGCACCCACACCGAUCAGCUAUUUGAAGGAGCCGAGGUGACCGAGUGAGCGCUGUGUCUUGUUCAAUGUUUACCUGUAUGCCGUCUCCCUUGUAGCAGCAGCGCGGUGUGAUUUACAACUGGUUGUACCAUUCAAAUGACUGGUAGAGGACUGGUAAUAUACACUGCACCACUGCUACAAGGGAGGACGCAGAGGAGGCAGCAUGACAAUUGUGGGCUCUUUAAACGGCCGAUCCUGAGGAUAGGCCAUCAGUUUCAGUAGUUUGGAGAACCCCUUUUAAGUAUGUAAUCUUAAAUUGAUGGAAUUUCUGCUCUGCAAUGUUGACGUUAAGCUUUGUGUCUGAAAUCGGUUCUAUGCAGUGUAUAUAUUAAAUGUCCUUUUUUCAAAUUUUUUUUUUUUUCCCCCCCUAGAAGCAUCCCCAAUAUAUCCUUGUGUGUAUAUAUUGAGUGGGCGGCUAUAGAUGUGUACAUGUACCUUUUCAUUCCCUGUAUGACUAGGUUCUUUGACUUGGUAUAAAGAAUUGGAGUACGUUAGCAUUUAGAUUUUUGUGCAGACAAAAUGGGUUUUUUACCACCGCCAAUUUCUUCAUUUUUAGAGGAGGAUUUACUGUUCUAGAUAAGUGCUAAGCUUCUAACCAGUCUUCUGCUAACUUAAGUCCUAAAUGGAGCUUUAAUCGUCUCCUUCCAUCAGAUUCUGACCAGUUUUUGUCCAAUUGUGCGUGUAAAUGGCCAUCUGAUUGGUUAGAAAAUUUGUUAGAAAACACAGGCCUAAGUUUUAGGCCUCCUGAGCCAUAACUGUAGUUACUGACUGUUAAUCUAGUCUUUGAACCCUGACCCUGCUUUCUUUUAAUGCAGGAGAAGGGUGUAUUUUUAAAGACCGCCAAACCCUUAAGCACAUAAUGGACUUUGUGAUGGAUGUAAGGAUUUUUGAUAAUGCUGUGUAAAUGUGGAGUCAUAGAGGAUCAAUAUAAUGCCAUAUGCUUGGUACGUUACAUGUCCUAUUCCUCUGUGUGUAUGACGUCCUACCACUACAGUAAAGGGUCAGAAAAGGGAAAGGUAAUCCAGUAUAAUCAAACUCCCGAAAAUUCCAUGUAAAUGUGUUUAUUGGGCUAUGGUAACUUGCAUACAUUUACUAUAUUUUUUUUUUUUUUUUUUUUUUUUAAUCCGAUCUAUACCGAUAAUUAAGCCUUGCGCAUUUAGAAACUAUUUCAGUAGACAUCACUUGGUUUCAUGGGGUCUUGCUAUGCUGUUCUCUCAUGAUCAGCCACGUUAACUUACUUUUAGAUUCAGCGUUAAACAGGCUGCUUGGCUUUGGAAGAUCUUUUUCACUAGGGGUGAAGUGUGAAAAUAUAGGAAAUGUGUCUUUAAAAAUAAUUGCUAAAAAUAUUAAUUGUAUCCAUUCUAUUGCAUGGGUGUAUUACAGCUCCAUACAGCGUGUGGUGCCUAUACUGUAGAAGUUAGUGGUUGUUUCCCAUCAAACAUUGGGGGUCUAUUGCUAGGUUAUGCCACAAAUGUCAGGUAGGUGCGAGUCCCACCUCUAGGACCUAUCUCUGAGCUCCCAAAUUGAAGGAGAUUGCACUGCGCAUGCCCGGCCAUCCUCAAUUCUUUUCUAUGGGAGUGCCGAAAAUGGCCAAGCUUGGCCAUUUUCAGCACUCCCAUAGAAAUUGAGGACAUCCACACAUUACCGGUUUGCUCCUGUUCACUUUGGGAGCGCCAUUCUAGAGAGGUGUGGGUCCUACCUCUGGGACCCUCAACUAUCUGACAUUGAUGGCAUAGCCUAACAAUAUGCCACCAAUGUUUGAGGUGAGACAGCCCGUUUAAUGGAGACCUUACUCUACAGUGAUAUUCCUGUGAUUUCAUACAUGGCAAAGUUCUACCAAAAAUACAUGAUGACUUGGCAUUAGAUGACAUUACAGUAUUUUCAUCUAAAAGCAUUCCUUGAAGGGUAAAAAUGUAUCCAUAAUACAGCACUGUACAGAGGCAUCAUAUGGUGACUCAUUCCUUGUGCUGUAUUAAAUGGUCACUAACUCUUCACACAACUUUGCAUAAAUCAAUAGUGCAGCUGACUAUAAGAAAGCUUGUAAUAUAUCUUAUCAGAGAAAAAUGUGUCUCUCCACUUAUCUGAAUCCUUUUCUCCCCCUCCUAAGCGCACACAGACAACUGUCCACUAAAGAUUACAUGUUGCCCAUAGCCUAGGGAGUAGGUAGGAUUGAGCUGUAGUUUAGGAGGGACCCUGAAAGAGCUGGUAAGUGUUUUUUCUUUGAGAUAUAUAUUACAAAGUGUAUUAUAUUAACUUGUACUAAUAAUUUAAGUAGUGUUGUGUGAAAAGCCAAAUAAAGUUUAAAUAAAAUAAUCAGUUCUUAAAACAUCACAAUCUGGGAUGGUGUAGAAAGUGUGACAUGUAAUACAUUUGGGGCAAAUCGCAGCAAUGCAGGCUCCUGCCAAACUAAUUCCUCCUAUGAUAAAUCUCCCCCAGAGUCUAAGGCAUCGCAUUUUUAAAACAAAAUGGUCCAGCGAUCGGCUGAUUGCUGGCGAUUUGGUUUCUCUAAACCCUAGUGAUCAGCGAUUUUUACCAGAAGCCAUGUUUGGGUGGGGUGUUCAUUUAACGUAUGGUCCACUAGUGGUGCUCUUCUGGCUUAUAGAGCUUGGGACUGAGUGGGGGACCCUCCUCUAUGAAUUUCAUGUGUAUUGUUAUCCUAGGUUCAUAUAGCGAAGUUCGAUAUAUUCUCUAGGUUAAAGAUAAUGGAGUAAAAAUAUGGGGAUUUGCAUAUUAAAAACUAGAACUGUAUAGCCCUAUAGUAAUUCACAGCACUGUAAAACGCUGGUUUUAUGGUUGUAGUUCCAGCACUCAUAGCAAUAUUAGAAAAACAGAGGGUGCCAUCGCUGCACACCUCGGAGGCCACCAUUUUGUUGCCCCAAGCAGUAUCCAGCCUGUGCAUUAAAGACCUCACUGUGAUUACCUUUUAGGCCACAUUUAGUAAUUGUGAAGAGGUUUAGAUGUGGAUUUGUCCGCAGUCUGCACUUAAGAGGAGUCUUUCAGGCUUGCUGAUGUCAAAAGGACUGAACUAUGUAUAUAAUGUGAAUGGAGGUUUUCCCGACAGAUGUCUGAUUCUAUCUGUUUCCACGGAAGAUAAGCCAUGGCCGGAGGCUGUUUACAGUGUAUGGCUGGCUUUACAUUCGAUUUCACCAGUUGCACACAUCUGCACAUGGCAGGGUUUACACGUUCAGGUUUUUAGAUGCAGUUUUUUGUCAUAUCUGCCUUUUUUAUGUUCUCUCCCUUUUUGUGAUCUACGCUUCGUUUUGUCUUCAAAUACGACAUCUAAAAACAUGAACAUGUUAAACCCAGCCUUAGGCCUCUUGCACACGAACGUUGUGCAUCCGUUCCGUGCAUUGGGGUCAAGUUCUAUUUUUAUUUUUUGGGGCGGUGUGGAGGCACGGACAGAAACGCCACGGAAGCACUCUGUAGUGCUUCCGUGGGGUUUCCGAUCCGUGCUUCUGUUCCGCAUCUCCGUGAUUGCGGACCCAUUCACAACGUUCGUGUGCAAGAGGCCUUACACUAGACACACAUGAACAAGUUCAGUGCGGGGAAACUCGCAGCGUGUGGCAGUGAGAGUUCAUGUUCUGACCUCUGCUCCUCUGACAGGCUCUCACGAUGGUUAUAAUUCAAGGCUGUGACCCUGAGAGACCUGAAACGGCAUUAUGUCAGUGUAAUUCAAUAAAUUCCAGGACUUUCAGGGUCACACAGCCUUAUUAAUCAUUAGGAGUAGAGGUCAGAACAGGACCUCUCUGACACACGUGAGUUUCUCGCACUGAACUCGCUCUUGUGUGUCUGCCCUAAUGGUUCAACCGCCUAUUGAAUCCAUGGGCUUUUUUUGUGUACCGGCUUAGCCAACAAUAUAUUUGCCUUUGCAGUCAGUCGUCAACCAGACACUGGGUUCUCUAUGGUCUAAGCUGCGACAUACCAGACCGUAUUGCUAUAUUUUCUACAAAUCUCAAAAAGCAAAUACUAUAAGCAUAAAAUCAGCCAUCUUAUUUUCUAGCAAGUUUACUAAUCGGUGGUGUUUGCAGAAAGGUUAUAUUGAUUCCUUUGGGAUCUCCAGUUUGCCCCAUUUUUAUGGUUUUCAUAAAUAGCGCAGGAAAAGAUUUAUUUUUCCUGUAGGAUGUAAAAUCGCCUCGGGGUAAACUGACUUAAAAUAUAUAAAAAAUAAAUAUAUAUAUACAGUCAAAGUUAUAAAAAAAAGUGUGUAUAUUUCUUAAUGCCUAUAGAUAAAAAUGGAACUAUAAACUUUUUGUAUUUUUUUCCUCAAAUGCUUUGUUAUUGUGUAUUUCAUCUGUGUAUAUCACUCAGUUUAAUUUUUAUUUUUUUCGGAGUCGAUAUCCUUUUGUGACAACUUUGUGAAACUCAUUGGGUGGGAAGGGAAUAAAUGUUUAAUUUAACUUUUUUCUGUU